This is a messenger RNA of Symbiodinium natans, 2826 nucleotides long. The record is from the annotation of a GenBank genome assembly. Lineage: Eukaryota; Dinophyceae; Suessiales; Symbiodiniaceae.
AUGAAAUGCCGCAAUGGCCAUUCCCUGCACCUCACGCACAUGCCCUGUGCGAGGAAGCACCGCUGUACCGUGUGCCACGAAGUCAUUCCGCGGGCGGCCAGACGGUACAUGUGCAGACGCUGCAGCUACGAUGUUUGCUUCGACUGCGGUGUGCAUGACAACUGCGUCAUCGAGCGGUCGCAGCAUUCGUCGCGGACCCUGCGGUCAGUUUUCAAGGCAUACGGGCUGGAGCACCAGCGAAGUGUCGUCAUCAGCACGACGUACGACAUCGUCUCCCCUGGCGAUGGACACAUGCGUAGACAUCAGCACAAGAGGGGCCUCGGCGUGGGUGAGGACUGCCGCUACGCGGUUUUCAGCGACGCUACCAUGAAUGUGGACACUCCUUACCAUCUACCCGGCAGAAGUGCCGACAAGCAUGCCGCAGACAUGCCGGCCUCAUCAAAUCCGAUCUUCGACAUGGCGCAAGGGAUCAUGCGGCGGUCCAUGCAGCUGGUCGACAUCAUUGCGGGCGAAGUCGAAGCUGGCCAGGAUUGCUUAGACCAGGACUGGAGCCCGAAGCGUCCCGAGCGCGUGGCUGAGAAGACAAAGACUGGUUACCUGGUGAGGCAGCCUCGCAAUGCCCUCGCUCAGUCGCACGAGCGAUACUUCGUGCUCUCGAAAGGCCUUCUGCAAUGGCACAAGGACGACUCCAAGGGAGCCGAGGUCCUCGGGGCGGUGCGGCUGGGAAGCAACACCACCAUCAACAAGGAAAAGGACUCGGACCUGCACGUGAAAACCUGCGACGCGGAGCUGAUCCUCACUCACGCUGAAGGAGCCGUACUUGAUGAUUGGGCCCAAGCACUGGCAAAUGAGGUUCGAGAGGAUCCAGCUGACGAGCAUUUCGGUCCUCGCCCGUGCCUGUCCCGCUUCAAAGACCUCAACUCUUCGCCAUGCAUGGACUACGAGCCGAGCAUGCUGGCCUGGCUGUUGGAAGGAGAUGAUGCUCCCCGGGGGUAUUCGGUGGCCACGGUCGAAGCUUUUCCUCGUACCAAUCCCGGGCCUGUCCUCCGCUUCCUGGGUACGAUGAAUUCCGUGUUUGUCCGGGGCUUCGACUUCGGAACGACGGAGCAGCAGCUCCGGCGGCACUGCAGUAUGGUCGGCCUUGUGAUAUCGCUGGAGAUGUGGGGCAAGGGCGCCGCAGUGGUGUCAUACCGGACAGCGAUGCAAGCUGACCAGGCCGUGCAGCAGCUCAACAACUCCAUCAUCCCAGGAAAUUCGCGCUACAUCGACGUGAAGUUGGAUGACCGGGGCAACAGGCAGUCGGCUCCAUCGUCACCAAUAGCUGGCCAGUUCGAGGACGCGGCCGUGUUCGUCCGCGGCUUCGACUUCGGAACGCCAGUGCAGCAGAUCCGUGCGCACUGCAGUAUUGUCGGGCCUGUGAGCUCGGUAGAGAUGCAGGGUGAGGGCGCGGCAGUGGUUUCCUACCCUUCACCGGAGCAGGCAGAGCAGGCCGUGCAGCAGCUCAACAACACCACCAUCCCGGGUAACUCUCGCUACAUUGAUGUGAAGUUGGAUGACCGAGGUGGACGGGGAGGUACCAAGCGGCCGGCUCAAUUCACACCGACCAGGGGUGCAGCCGCAGUGCCGGACUUCGGUGCAGAUGAGCUCGAGGAAGGAGGCUGUACAUCCGUGUUUGUCCGGGGCUUCGACUUCGGCACGACGGAGCAGCAGAUCCGGCGGCACUGCAGUAUGGUCGGCCUUGUGACAUCGCUGGAGAUGUGGGGCAAGGGCGCCGCAGUGGUGUCAUACCGGACAGCGAUGCAAGCUGACCAGGCCGUGCAGCAGCUCAACAACACCAUCAUCCCAGGAAAUUCGCGCUACAUCGACGUGAAGUUGGAUGACCGGGGCAACAGGCGGCAGGCUCCCUCGUCACCAAUUGAAGGCCAGUUCGAGGCACGCAGCGGCUCCGACACGGCCGUGUUCGUCCGCGGCUUCGACUUCGGAACGACAGUGCAGCAGAUCCGAGAUCACUGCAGUAUUGUCGGGCCUGUGAGCUCGAUAGCGAUGAAGGGUGAGGGCGCAGCGGUGGUUUCCUACCCAUCUCCAGAGCAAGCGGAGCAGGCCGUGCUGCAGCUCAACAACACCACCAUUUCGGGCAACUCUCGCUACAUUGAUGUGAAGUUGGACGGUCAAAAAAGCAGCAACAACAAGCGGCCGGCUCAAUUCACGGCGACUGGUACCACGAACCGAGUGUUCGUGAGGGGCUUCGACUUCGGCACCACAGAUGAGCAGUUGCAGCUGCACUGCGGCUCUGUGGGAACGAUCACAAAGAUAUCUUGGAUCAACAAGGGGUCGGCCAUCGUGGAGUAUAGCAGCCCCUUAGAGGCCAAAGCAGCCGUCGAGUGUUUGAACGCGACCACCAUUGAUGGCAACCAGCGCUUCAUUGAAGUCAAGGAGGACGAAGAGCCGGCGAAGAGGUUGAAAACCGACGAUUCCUUUAAGGGCGGUGGCAAGGGCAAAGAUGCCGGAUGCUGGGUCUGGAUGCCGAUUCCCGACUCCUUCGCCAUUGGAGGCGGCCACAAAGGCAAGGGAAAGGGAAAAGAAGACCUCCCGGGCUCGGGUCGGGUCUUCGUCCGCGGCUUCGACCAUGGCACCACAGACGAGCAGCUCUUGUCGCACAUGUCCCAGGCGGGCGAAAUCGUCGACAUGCACUGGGUGAAUCCAGGCUCCGCCAUCGUCGUCUACAGAAGGCAAGCCUCGGCUAACGUGGCCAUUAGUAGGCUGAGCAUGACGACGAUUCCAGGCAAUAUGAGGUACAUCGAGGUGAUCCCAAGAGAAAACCAAUGA